Messenger RNA from Galleria mellonella (greater wax moth), 4062 nucleotides. RefSeq names its product WASH complex subunit 4 (gene SWIP). The coding region runs from base 779 to 4054 and encodes 1091 amino acids. Gene Ontology annotation, cellular component: endosome; WASH complex. NCBI's taxonomy places the organism in Eukaryota, Metazoa, Arthropoda, Insecta, Lepidoptera, Pyralidae. Gene Ontology annotation, biological process: endosome organization; endosomal transport. The transcript has 6 exons. The record is from RefSeq and is a predicted model, not a curated record.
AUGUUCCAGCGUAAUAUUCUACCCUAUUGAGCACCUCCAAAAUUUUGGAAGCUAUCUUAGCUUUUUCCUCCAGAUGACCGCAGAAUUGGACGUCGCUAGAUAUAUCGACGCCAAGAAUCCCCAAUCUACUUAUUAUCAAGGGAAGUGCCCUGAAAGUGAGAAGAUACGACAAACGACUAUAUAAUUAGUAAAAAGAGGACGAAAGAUAUACCAUCAUCUUCCACGCACAACCACUCUUUGGAAUCCACUUCCAACAGCAGUAUUUCCGAACCGAUAUGACAACGUAACCUUCAAGAAAAAAGCAUAUUCCUUUUUGAAAAACCGGCAGCACACCUGCAAUGUCGUUAGUGUUGUGGGUGAUCAUGGGCGGCGGUAGUCAUUUACCAUCAGGUGAGCUGCAUGCUCGUUUGCCCCUGGUGUUGUAAAAAAAAAUAUGAUUGACAGUUUUUAUUUUAUCAUUCCUUCUAUGUAAUUUCUUGUUCUUAGGUGUACUCUCAAAAAUUAUCUGUCACGUGAGUGUAAUGGGCUACUGUUGGCUUAUUCUCUUCCAAUAUUGUUACCUUUUAUAAUGUAAUUCUUAUAAAAUAAAAUAUUUGUUACAGUGGAUAUUGCUCUUUAAUUAAAAGUUAUGAACAAUAAUAUGUGCAAUUGUGGCACAGAUAUAUACAGAUAUUUGUGUGUUUAUGUUUUCAUCAUGCUGUGUACGCAUUAUUUUGAAGGCUACAUUUAAAACUGACUGAAGGCUAUCUUUAUAUUUUGAUGACUAGAACACUUUAAAAUGGGCGCUGAUACAGAAAAAGAAGCUGGAAAACAUAUACUCAAAAGUUACGGAGAGUUCUUUAGGAAACAACAUCAGGAACUUCUACUUGUUACUGAAAAUGAAAAGUGGGAGGAUAAUAAAACUUAUUUGCCUAUACAAGUAAUUAUGGAAUGGAAUGAAAUUCUCUCCAUUAAUGAAUUGCUAUCCUCGGAUAAUAUAUUGAUGACCAAAGUCCUUAGCGUUCUAUCUUCUUUGUGUGUCGAAGUAAUGGAAUUGAAAAAAGAAGCUUUUGAAAGACAUUUUCCAUUUUUGGCUGUUUAUGAAGAAUAUAGGGAUUGUGAUAUAAGUGCACAAAUGCAUGCUAUAUGCUCAUUAAGUGCCUUUGUUACACGUUGUGAUGAUACUUUACGGAACCUUUGCAGUCAAGUGUUUGGUGUAUUUACUGAAGUUGUUGUUAACAUAAAUGGUAUUCAAUUACACUACAUAAUUAAACAUAUUGGAGAGAUAUUUACAAUUUUGGUCAUCUUAGAACAGCUCAUAUCUAUGUCUUCACUUCCUUCACAUUGGAACAAAUAUUGCAAAACUCUUAAAGCAUUCAGUCAUAUGCCAGAUAAAUUUAAUAUAUUUGAAGAUAAAAUCAAAGCAAUUAUCACAGCUACUGAAAACAUUACUUCCAAAAUAAUGAAUGAUGACAUUGUCCAGACUUCUCUCCAAAACUUGUUAAUUUUAAGAAAGAACUUGGUUGAUAAAAGUAGUUCUACAUUAACAACAGAAUUUACACAGUAUUUAAGACAAGCAAUUACGAAUCUAGACAAAAUGAUACAAGACAAACCAAAUGGUAACAAUAUGUAUAAAUGUAUCAAAGUGAACACUCUGUUUGUAUUGACAUCAUAUUUGUUUGGUACAAUGGAUAAAAAAAUAUUUAAAUCAUUGAUUGAUUUAAACACAAAGGCACACAGCAUUAAUUUAAUUGGUACUACUGUAUGGUACCCAGAACAAUUUUUACAGAGGCAUGUUCCAUCAUUAUGUGCAAGUCAUGGAAAAUUAUCCCAGACAAUGUUAAAAGCACGUCAAACAUAUAUCUCAAAUAAAAAAACAUCCCUUCAUCGUGAUAUAACUAAUCUUCACAACUCUUGCAACCAGUGGGUGUUAAAUAUGGAAGAGUUAUUUUCUUCUCAAAAUCAUAAACUUAGUGCUACAGAAAUGAAUUUACAUACCAGAACUUUACUAGACGGUCUAGAGUUAAUAUCAACCAUAAACUAUUCUCUUCUCACCUUGAUUAACUUACAUCUUUCUCUUGGAGUGCCAUUAUCAAGAAAUAUAUUAAUGUCAUUAUUCGAAAUUAUCAACAUGAUGAAAUCAUUACAAAAUGCAGUCUCUAGAAAUUAUAACCAGAUAAUCAAUUCUAUAAAUAUGGUAAUCCAACAUUUAAUAUUUCAAGCCACAUCAUCAAUACAAGACGUAAAGAAAUCAGUAAUGGCUGAAAAAAAUUUUGCAAAUAAAAGAUUGGAUGAGUUUACUUGUAUUGUAAUUGCUGAACAAGCCCUCAAAGGAACACCUACUAUAGAUCGCAAUAUCGCAGCUAAUAUAGCCCUAAGCUUCGUUCCCAAUACAACAUACAUAGAUGAUAGCUAUAUUAAACUUGGAACUAUAUUGGAAAAAGUUCAGACAUUAUCAAAUUUUAUAAAAUCUUUUGAGGAGUACUGUAACUGUGCUUGGAUACUAUGGCAUCAAAACGUUAUACCAAUUUACUACGAACAAAAUUUUAAUACACAGUUAAAUGUACUGAAGCUUAGAUAUUUUUUUAUGGUACUGGAAGAUUGUGCAAUGUUAUUACAUGUGACAGAUAAGCUAUAUAGCAUGGAAAAAUCUCAAAAAUUUCUUAUGAAUAUGCAGAAUUUGAUGGAUGAAAAACUAAUUAAAAGUACCGGUCAAAAUAUAGAAACGAAUUUGCGUUUGCAUAUUCAUUCUCACUUGCAGUUGGAUGCCAUUAAUCCUUUUGAAAUGAAUAUGACUAAAAAGUUAUUAUUAACUAUAGACACUUUUCGGAUAUUAACAAUUUACAUGUGUGUUGUUCCAUCUGUAGAACACUACCUGUCUACUAUGUACUACAACUUGACAACAGUUGUUUUGUCCGAUUGGAAAACUUAUGGUGAAAUGCGACAAAUGGCAAACUUCAAAUUUAAUCUAAAAACUGUUCAAGACAAUCUACCAACACAAACAUUAGAACAGGGUCUCGAUGUUUUAGAAAUUAUGCGAAAUAUACAUAUAUUUGUGUCCAAAUAUUUAUACAACCUGAACAAUCAAAUAUUUAUUGAGAAAAGUAGCAAUAACAAACACUUAAACUCUAUUAAUAUUAAGCAUAUUGCAAAUUCCAUUAGGACACAUGGAACCGGUAUAAUGAAUACUACAGUCAAUUUUACUUACCAAUUUUUAAAAAAGAAGUUUUUUACUUUUUCCCAAUUUAUGUAUGAUGAACAUAUUAAGUCAAGACUUAUUAAGGAUUUGCGAAAUUUUAAAGAAACAUCACCAGCUAAUAAUGGCAUGUACCAUUAUAAAUAUGCAGAAAAAUUUAAUAAAGGCAUUAAAGUUCUUGGCUUAGAUGAUGACGGGCAAAGUUAUUUGGACUUAUUUAGAGAGCUCAUUAGUCAAAUUGGUAAUGCAAUGGGAUACGUAAGAAUGAUUCGAUCUGGAGGCAGACACUGUUGUUCAGAUGCUACAGUUUUCUUAUCAAAUUUGGAAAAUACUGCAUCUUUCAAAGAUUUAUGUAUUGACAAUAAAUUGGGAUCUAAAACUAUUAAUGCAUCAGAAAAUUUAGACCAUAAUAUUAAUGAUUUAAUUUCAAAUUUCAUACAAGGCACAGAAUAUUUCAAAUUGCUUGUAGAUGUCUUUGCUCCAGUAUUCAGAAACCCAAAAAAUGUCCAUCUUAAAAACUUUUACAUAAUUGUACCUCCUUUAACUUUGAACUUCAUAGAACACAUGAUUUUAUCAAAGGAUAAAAUGACGAAGAAAAAUAAAGUUGGAGCCGCAUUUACAGACGAUGGCUUUGCUAUGGGUGUUGCUUACAUAUUGAAAUUACUAGAUCAGGACUGCAAUUUUGAAUCCCUGCAUUGGUUUGAAUCUGUUUGGAAACAUAUUCAAGAUGAAAGAAAUCUAGUGGAAGACCAAAAGAAUAAAGGAUCUGUGCAAUUACAACAAGCAUUGGCACUUACUGAAAAAAAAUUAAAGACUGUUGAACAAGAAUAUAAACUUCUUUAUUACAGCCUCACUAGUGCAAGAAUAUUUUUUAGAUAAAAUUAAUA